AUGGCAAAGUUAUCUGCGAUGAGCUCUACAAAUGACAAUAAUCAUUAUAACAACGACAGCGAUUAUAUGUUUCUGAGGAGCCUUUUACCACAAAUGAAGAGCCUACCACCUCUGAGAAAUAUGUACAUGCGACUUGAAAUCCAGCAACUAUUUAUAACUGAACAAGAAAUGCUGCUCAACAAUUCAACUGCUCAAAAUCUUGUCGCUACAUCGCUUCCUUCACCAUCUUCGUAUCAGUCUUCAACUAAUACUGUAUCUGAUAAUAAUACAAAUCAAAUGUUUUCAACCACCCUAAGUACUGAGAACGUUCAAACAUAUUUUCAUACUUUCCAAUAA
Molecule: messenger RNA, 336 nt
Organism: Acanthoscelides obtectus
Lineage: Eukaryota; Metazoa; Arthropoda; Insecta; Coleoptera; Chrysomelidae
Source: the annotation of a GenBank genome assembly